Molecule: messenger RNA, 1218 nt
Organism: Exophiala bonariae
Lineage: Eukaryota; Fungi; Ascomycota; Eurotiomycetes; Chaetothyriales; Herpotrichiellaceae
Exons: 4
Coding region: 1-1218 (405 amino acids)
Cellular component (GO): membrane; cytoplasm
Source: RefSeq, a predicted model, not a curated record
AUGGACGGUGACCCGGCUGUUGAGUCUGAGAUUGAUUCAUUUAGUCUCGUGCUCCCUCUCCCUUACCGAGUUGCGAUUAUUGUGGUGCUGGGGAUAUGGGCAUGGGGUCUCAAUCUUCAUUACUUGCAUCUGGUCAAGAUUGAUGUUCCAGCACUGAUUCGAUACCCUGCCCGUCAAUCGCAUAACAGUGUCCUUUACCAUCAGUCAACAUACCGACUAGCCACACUCCUUUCGAUUCCUCUCGCCGUCUCACUCCUCCUGUUCUGGAUCGUCACACAUGGCUCCAAGUCUGCCGCACUGUCAUGGCAGAUCUUGCCACAGUCCUAUCUCCUUUUUAUCAUUCUCUGCUUCGUUGUUCCUGUCAAACGCAUGUCACGAUCGGGUCGACUUCAUUUCUUGACGACCCUGAAGAGAAUUAGUCUGGGUGGGCUGGCCGAAGUGCAAGAUGGGAAAUUUGGUGAUAUAAUCCUGGCGGAUGUGCUGACGAGUUAUGCAAAAGUUCUGGGAGAUCUUUUUGUCUCGACUUGUAUGCUGUUGUCGUCCAAAACUGCCAGCACUGCUCGACCCAAUCGUGGCUGUGGUGGUGCGUUUUUAGUACCACUGAUUAUCAGUAUACCCAGCAUGAUCCGACUCCGUCAAUGCUUGAUCGAGUUUCUUCGAGUUCGGCGCAAUAGGACGGCUACAUCAGGGUGGGGAGGUCAACACUUGGCGAAUGCAUUGAAAUACUCGACCGCAUUCCCCGUGAUUAUUUUAAGUUCCAUGCAACGAGGUUAUGACCCUAAGAAGAUCAAUAUGACGGAGGCAGGGCUGUUCAGGUUGUGGUUGCUAUUCGUUUUUCUGAACUCAUUUUAUUCGUUCUACUGGGAUGUAGCCAAAGAUUGGGAUCUAUCAUUAUUCUCAUCGAGUCGCGAGAGAAACAACCCUGAGCACCCCUACGGAUUACGACGACACAGAUAUUUUCACGCACAUCAGAUGUAUUAUACGGCUAUCGGCAUCGAUCUUUUACUUCGGUGUACUUGGAGUUUCAAGCUUUCUCCGCAUCUGGAUCAUUUCAACGACCUGGAAGGUGGCAUCUUUUUGAUGGAAAUGCUGGAGGUGAUGCGUCGAUGGAUGUGGAUUUUCUUCCGGGUUGAAACCGAAUGGGUUCGAAACAAUCGUGGACCAGCACCGGAUGAUAUAUUACUGGGAGACUUUGCAGGCAAGAUAGACGAUGAUUAG